GUAAGACGUUUUCCCCGACUACAAAAUUCAGGUUCACUCAGGCUCGGCAAACAUCAGAAGACAUGUUUGACAGAUUAAUAUUCGGCAACACCGACUAGUGACAUUCGUGAAACUGCAUUCUAAAAGAUUCGGAUUCAACGUUCGAUUUUAUUAAUUGAAUUUAAAGGAUUUAUUGUGUUUUAAUUGUGUACAUCUUUCUUAUACCCUGCUUAUACUUAAUCAAAGAUCGUUGUAUCUAAACGAUACACCAUGGGAAACACUCACGGUUUGUGCUGUGUCCCUUCACUGUCUAUUAUUGUGAUGUCAUUGUGUUUGCUUCCUCACAUCUGUCCAGCAAAUAACUUUUUAAAGAAAUUAAUAGAUGGCCGUGAAUAUUAUGUUGGUGAUAAUGGCAUGAUGUGUUUUAUGUGCCCUGCUGGAACCUUCGUUUCAAGUGACUGUGAAACAAAUCUGACAAGCGCCCACUGUGAAUCCUGUCCACCGGAGACAUUUUCUUUGUCUAUCAAUAGAGCAAGAUCUUGCAAAGAUUGUAAACACUGUGGUAUAGGACAGUUCAUCGUUAUUAAUUGUACAGCGAAAAGUGACACAGUGUGUGUUUGCCCUGACAAUAUGGAAGAGGUACCUUAUGUCGAUAAAUCAGGAACCCAUUGUGUACUUAAAAAAGAUAUUUUACCGAAAGCGGACAAUUUAAGAACUACCGCUAUAGUGAUUCCAUUUCUACCUUGUCCUGAUGACCAGUAUCGUGAUAAUAAUGGUAAUUGUAUACCCUGUCCAUCCACUCUUCAACCACAUAACGUUACAUUUGUGGACACACCAAGCGUAACAAACAAAGUGGAUGUCCCUGACAAAAACGCCCCAAAAGAAGAAUGGUACAAAGCUAAAAACGGACUGACAUGUCGCAAGUGCCCAAAGGGACAUUUUGUACUGAGUGAUUGCAAAGUCAAUAGCACCGCUGGACAAUGUCAGAAAUGCCUAACGGACACUUAUUAUCCACGUAUGUCAAAACAUAGAUCUUGUAGAGAUUGUACGCAUUGCGGAAUAGGACAAAAAAUAAAAGAACAAUGUACAACAAUAAGUGAUACGGUGUGUGUUUGUCUUGACAAUUUAGUUGAAGUGCGGAAUACCGACGGAUCUGGAUCUUAUUGUGUACCAAAAACUGACAAAAGUGUAAAUCCUCAGCAAUCGUCGUCAACAGCAGCACCUCAUCACCCAGAGUGUCCUAGUGGAAUGUAUCGUGAUAUAUCUAAAAAUACCGACUGUCUUCCAUGUUCAAACUGUUUAAAUGUAACACAUCCUUGUAAUGGAACCCAUGAUGCUAUAUGUGCAUCAACACAAAAUACGAACGGGUCGGACAACAAACAAGGGUUAAUAAUUGGCAUUACAGUUGCUGCUGUUGUUGUUAUUGUUAUUGUUGUGAUUAUAGCAGUACGUUGUAUUAAACAGAAGAGUGGACAUUUGUAUAAAGAUGAAAAGUGGUAUAAAGUGUUAUAUUCGUUAAUAAUAAAGACAAAUAUUGAAGAAACUGCUAAUUAGUUUAACAUUACAAGACUAUAUAAGUUCAAAAAUAACAUUUUUUGUUUAUAUAAACUGUUGUUAUAGAGAGAUACAAAACUUGAAUUAUUCAAACAUAUUACAAGUAUAGAGACUUAUACUGUCCUAUUUUCUAAAUUAAUAUGAAUAUUCAACAAUCAUUAAAAGCUGAUUAAUUAUGACAAAAUUUGUCUCAUUAAUGGUAUUAUAUUUAUACUUAAAAGUAAAUUAUUAAUUGCCAUUUCUCAAACAAAAUGUUAUCAAAUAUCAAGUUUAUGAACUUUAAAUAUUGUAUAGUAUAUGUUUUUAAAAUAUUUU
Patella vulgata (common limpet) is the source of this 1848-nucleotide messenger RNA. Its product is annotated as tumor necrosis factor receptor superfamily member 1A. Bases 250 to 1533 code for a protein of 427 amino acids. Gene Ontology annotation, cellular component: CD40 receptor complex; external side of plasma membrane. The record is from RefSeq and is a predicted model, not a curated record. The transcript is spliced from 7 exons. Gene Ontology annotation, biological process: positive regulation of tyrosine phosphorylation of STAT protein; B cell activation; defense response to virus. Gene Ontology annotation, molecular function: protein binding; antigen binding. NCBI's taxonomy places the organism in Eukaryota, Metazoa, Mollusca, Gastropoda, Patellidae.